GAGUGCGGCGCGCCUCCUCGGGAUGGAGCGACCAGCGCGGGAGCGUUCUGCCGAUUUGGAGAGUACUGGGGACAGCGAGUCCCCCCAAGGUCGGGCGAGUCCUCCAGCACUUGUCGCCCAACCCCAGCAGGCUCUGGCGUAUUCUCCGCAGCUUUUGGCGUCCCAGCAGUACCAGCCGGCGCACUCGCAGCCCGUGCGGUUACCCCUUCCUCAGGCGCCGGCGCCGGCGUUCCCUCCCCGCGGUGUGGCAGCGCUCCCGCUCCUCGACAGCCCGCACCUCUUGGCGUCCCUUCCCUCCGCACCACCUCCGCCGGUCCUUCCCUCGGCCGGUCCCUUCGAUCCGCGUCGGUUGGACGUGCGGUCCGCGGAGACACUGCAGCCCUGGCGGCCGACGCCCCCGGAUGUGUCGGUGGUAGGAUGGUCCCGUGGCCCACCGCCGUUGGAGGCACCAGUAUCGUUCGGCGGGCGGGCGACAGCGUCCUUUGUCCCCCCCCGCCGUUCGCUGGCGUCACCGACUGGAGUUGAGGGGGGGGCAGAAGCAGCGGAGAUGGGGGGAGCGGAAUCCACGGGCGAGGACUCGCCUCCUGGGGACCAGGGGUGGCGUCGCUCGGGUGGGCUGCGGAUGCCGCAGAGGGCGCAGCUGGAGCGCCUGCGGGGGAGGGGGCGGCUGGCGGAGACUGCGAUCCCAGUCGCCACGCUUCGUCGGCUCUGGCACGCGCAGAGGGCGAUGGGGUAUGCUGUGGAGAUGUUGACGGACUCACACUCCGUUCUACGGAGCUCAGUGAGCCCGUGCAAGAUGCCUCACGAUCCGCUCCAUCGCUGCGCGAUGGCUGCAGCGGAUCUGGCGGUCGUGUCCACGCGAGUGCAGCCUGCGCCCGCCUCGGGAACCGUGUUGGACCCGCGCCUGCUCGCCGUGAUGCGGACAGUAUCGGCGAGCGUAGACUCGGCUGCAGCUGUAGACAUCGUUGGCGGUGCCGUGUCAGCGCUGAUGCUCCUGGGGGACUAUGUGAGGGCCCUGCUUGAGGAGGCUGGAGCGGACGAAGCCGCAUGAUGGGCUGCCGUCGUGUGUAGGUUCUGGUUGGUGAAGUGCGCUCUAGCGUGAGCGCUCUGGUAAGCUCUGUCAGGCUCUCCAUGCUUGUUUGCCGUGUGUAGUGUUGGCGGGUUGUAGACCCCGGAUGUGUGUAU
Molecule: messenger RNA, 1185 nt
Organism: Closterium sp. NIES-67
Lineage: Eukaryota; Viridiplantae; Streptophyta; Zygnematophyceae; Desmidiales; Closteriaceae
Source: the annotation of a GenBank genome assembly